This is a messenger RNA of Aspergillus mulundensis, 2598 nucleotides long. RefSeq names its product extracellular developmental signal biosynthesis protein FluG (gene fluG). The record is from RefSeq and is a predicted model, not a curated record. The coding region runs from base 1 to 2598 and encodes 865 amino acids. Gene Ontology annotation, molecular function: glutamine synthetase activity; hydrolase activity. Lineage: Eukaryota; Fungi; Ascomycota; Eurotiomycetes; Eurotiales; Aspergillaceae. The transcript is spliced from 3 exons.
AUGGGUUCUCUAUCUUACCUUCGUCAACUCAUCCAAACACACCCUCUCAUCGAUAAUCAUGCUCAUAACCUCCUCUCUCAGUCCGCUGCCCGCGAUUAUGCCAAAUACCCUUUUGAGCAGAUUAUAUCAGAAGCCCAAGGGAUCGCCUUGGAAAACGCCCCUUCUACGCUCUCGUUCCACCGCGCUGCCACCCAACUCGCUACUUUAUAUGAAAGCUCGUCAUCCGACUGGGAGCAGCUCCGGAAUGCCCGAGACCAAUUAGUCCAACGUGACUACGAGGGGCUAGUUCGCAAAUGCUUGGACGGAACUCACACUCUCCUCCUCGAUGACCUCUUGACCGAUGAUGACGUUGAGCCAUUCGAUUGGCAUGACCGCUUCACCGCAUCAACCACCAAGCGCAUUGUCCGUAUCGAGGCUUUGGCCGCCCGCGUCUUGGCCCAGAUUGUCCGCGAAGGGUCCGUUCCACCAGAGUCGUCUGACGUCUCAUCCUUCCAGGACCUCUGGGAGUCAUUCUCCCGGGACUUCAGCCUCCUUGUCUCCGAUGCCAUUGCCGACCCCGCCGUGGUGGGGUUCAAAUCGGUCAUAUGUUACCGUACUGGGUUAGAUGUCCAGCCAACCGAUGACAGUGAUACAAAGCAAUUGAUCCAGUCCUUUGCGCGUACAAUCUCUCAAGCGGCCGUCUCCACUCCUCGGGUAGAGGACAAGCCACUGAACGACUGGCUUGUGCGUCAGACGCUCAAUCUACUGAAAGCUGCCAAGGUUACUCAGCCAAACAAACCCUUGCAGCUGCAUACUGGCUUGGGAGACAACGACAUCAACUUACUCCGGUCAAACCCUGCUCAUCUCCAAUCUCUUAUAGCGCAGUAUCCCGAAGUCGACUUCGUUUUGCUACAUUCGUCAUACCCCUAUACACGCGAGGCCGGUUAUUUGGCCUGUGUCUACCCUAAUGUCUAUUUAGAUCUCGGGGAGGUAUUUCCCAUGGUUAGUCGUGAUGCGCAGGAAUCUAUCUUGAGGGAGAGUUUGGAGAUCGUUCCCACCACUCGGCUGCUGUGGAGUACCGAUGGCCAUUUCUUCCCAGAAACUUUCUGGCUGGCUAAUAAGCAGUUCCGGGACGCUCUGGAAAAGGUUUUCGUGGAUUAUGUCCAGAAUGGUGAUUACACCGUCGAACAAGCAUGCCAGGCGGCUGUCGAUAUUCUUUUCCACAACUCGAACCGGCUAUACGAUUUGAAGGAGCAACUUCCAUCUACUGCUCUUUGUGUAUCUGGGGCUCAAUCACUGACUCCAUCUUCAACUGAUGCGCUUGAGACUUUCAUUCGGAGUAACCCAGGUGUCAAAUACAUCUGGAUGCAGUUCAUUGACUACACCGCGACAGUCAGACUCCGGAUGUUCCCCAUCUUGGAGUUUGCCAAAAUCACCCGCAAGCAACGCCGAAUCGGUAUCUCCGUGGCCGUUUUCUGGAUGUUGCAGGACGAUGAAAUUGCCGGAGGCUCAACAACAGGCCAAUUCUACAUGCUGCCAGAUCUAUCCACCCUGAGUCCAAAUGUUGGGGUCAACUCCAAAAGUGCCACCGUACAGACCUGGUGGAAGACCGAAGAAGGCGAGCCAAUGGAGGAGUGCCCACGCACCAACCUCCUCAGAAUCAGCAACAAACUCAAGGACGAGUUCGGCAUCCAAGCCACUUGCGGCUUCGAAAUUGAAGUCGUCUUCCUGAAACCAACUACGGACCCAGAAACCGGAAAAGAAGACUGGGCUCCUUCUACAACGAACCACUCCUGGUCCCAAAUGACGCGCGAAACCCGCAGCUAUCUGCCACUCAUCGAAGAGUGCGUCGAAGCUCUCGCCUCCAUCGGUAUCUACCUUGAACAAUUCCACGCCGAGUCCGCUCCCGGCCAGUUCGAAUUCAUUCUCCCUCCCAAUACCCCCGUCGCGGCAGUGGACACCCUCAUCAAGGCCCGGCAAGUCAUUACCUACGUCGUCGAGCAGCACGGCCUCCGCGCCACACUCCACCCACGCCCCUACCCGUCCGCCGCCGGCACAGCCUCCCACGGCCAUGUCUCCAUCACCCCUCCGACAAAAGAAGAGUCCUUCCUCGCUGGCAUUCUCCAUCAUUACCCAUCCGUUCUCGCAUUCACCCUCUCCGGCGACAGUAGCUAUGAACGUGUCAAAGCGGGUAUCUGGGCCGGCAGCGAAUGGGUCGCUUGGGGCACGCAAAACCGCGAGGCGCCGAUCCGAAAGAUCUCCCCGGGUCACUGGGAAAUCAAGUCCCUCGAUGGCCUGGCGAAUAUGUACCUGGCCAUGGCAGCAUUCCUGGCUGCUGGAUAUGCCGGCGUGAAGGAGGACCUGCCGCUUACUAUCAAGGAUUGUCACUAUGACGCGGCAUUGCUGUCCGAGGAUGAACGCAGUGCCCUCGGCAUCACAACGAAACUCCCCAAUACCCUUGCUAAAAGCCUUGAGGCAUUAAAUUCCAACGAGACCCUCAAGGCGCUUCUUGGCCCGAAACUUGUGGAGAACUACACCAUCGUGAAGAAGGCCGAGAGCAAGAAGCUCAGUGCGAUGGACGAAAAUGUGCGCAGGAAGUGGCUCGUUGAGAGGUACUGA